GGGUAGAAUUUUGCUCCCAGUACCUGAGGAAAGCCGCUUCAAGGGCAUAGGAGUCACAGACAGAGCACAGAGGCAGCACACACACAGAGAGCUCAGCUCUGGUCCAGAGGGAUUCCACUGUGAGAAACCAAAGUCACUGUCUUCUUCUGUUUCACUUCAGCCAAGCUUGAAUUGAAUCGAUUUUCAAGGGUCUUCGACGUCACCGGGAUGGCAGAGGCACAUCAGGCAGUUGGCUUCCAGUUCACCGUCACCUCAGACGGCAUCGACCUCCACCUGAGCCGCGAGGUACUCAAACACAUCUACCUGUCGGGAGUGACGUCAUGGACAAAGCGCGCCAUAAGAUUUAAAAAUGGGAUAUUGACAGGUGUCUACCCUGCCAGCCCAUCUAGUUUGCUGAUCGUUGUGAUAGCCAUAUUGAGCACCAUAUAUGCCAGGAUAGACCCAUCACUGGGAAUGAUAGACACCAUCAAGAGGACCAUGUCUGUCAGUGGCUACAUGACAGUGCAGACCCGGACAGUGCUGAGUGCCAUCCUGUUUUCCACAGGCCUGUGGCUCUCUCUCAUCCUCAUGCUGAGGUACAUUCUCAAGGCCCUUCUCUCCUACCAUGCCUGGAUCUUUGAGUCCCACGGCAAAAUUAGCUUCUGCACCAAACUCUGGCUGAGUCUGGUGAAGAUGUUCUCUGGGCGCAGACCUCUCCUCUAUAGCUUCCAGACCUCCCUACCCAGACUACAUGUGCCUAGUGUGGAUGACACCAUAACCAGGUACCUGGAGUCAGUGCGCCCCCUGCUGGAUGAUGAGCAGUACAACCAGAUGGAGGUGGUGGCCAAUGACUUCAAGAAGGACCAGGCACCCAAACUCCAGAAAUACCUCAUCCUCAAAUCCUGGUGGGCUACUAACUAUGUGAGUGAUUGGUGGGAGGAGUACAUCUACCUUAGAGGCAGGGGUCCCAUCAUGGUCAACAGUAACUUCUACUCCAUGGAUCUGCUGUACGUGACUCCCACACACAGACAGGCAGCUCGGGCAGGGAAUGUUGUUCAUGCUAUGCUGCAGUACCGCCGCAAACUAGAGAGAGGAGAACAUGCACCGUUGAGGGCUCUGGGGGUGGUGCCCAUGUGUUCUUAUCAGAUGGAGAGGAUGUUCAACACCACACGUAUCCCUGGUAUAGAGACAGACUUUGUUCAGCACCUGAGUGACCGGAAGCACCUGGUGGUGUACCAUAAGGGCCGCUUCUUUAAGGUGUGGCUGUACUACGGGGGGCGUCACCUCUGGCCCUCUGAGCUGGAGACUCAGUUCCAGAGGAUCCUCGUCGACACCACCGAGCCACAGCCUGGGGAACUCAAACUGGCUGCCCUCACAGCCGGCAACAGAGUUCCGUGGGCGCGGGCUCGUCUGAAGUACUUCAGCCAGGGUGUUAACAAAGCCUCUCUGGAGGCCAUCGAGACGUCAGCUUUCUUCCUCAGCCUUGAUGACGAGGUGCAUGGUUAUGACCCUGACAAGCUGAGGUCAUUGGACCUGUAUGCCAAGUCCCUGCUGCACGGGAAGUGCUAUGACAGGUGGUUUGACAAAUCUUUCACUCUGAUCGCUUAUAAGAACGGUAAACUGGGGGUUAAUGCAGAACACUCGUGGGCAGAUGCUCCCAUUAUAGGACACAUGUGGGAGUUUCCCGUGUGUAUCAAGGAUGGUCCACCAUCCAAAGGACAUCCAGCCAACUUGACACAACUGUGGGAAGCAUUGGAGUCAACUCGGUAUGUCCUAGCAACGGACUGCUUCCAUUUGGGCUACACAGAGGAGGGACACUGCAAAGGAGACAUCAACAAGGGCCUGCCUCCCCCCACCAAACUACAAUGGGACAUUCCACUGGAGUGCCAGGAGGUCAUUGAGGAGUCCUACAUGGUUGCCAAGGUGAUAGCUGAUGACGUGGACUUUCAUGGCUGUCUGUUUGAUGAGUUUGGGAAAGGCCUGAUCAAGAAGAGUAGGACCAGUCCUGAUGCCUUCAUACAGCUAGCACUACAGCUGGCCCAAUUCAGGGAUAAGGGGGAGUUCUGUCUGACGUAUGAGGCCUCAAUGACCCGGAUGUUCCGUGAGGGUAGGACAGAGACGGUUCGCUCCUGCACCUCAGAGUCCACAGCCUUUGUCAGAGCCAUGGAGGACAAGAACACUGCGAGUGCCCAAAAGUUGGACCUCUUCCAGAAGGCCGCAGACAAACACCAGAACAUGUACCGUCUGGCCAUGACAGGCUCUGGCAUCGACAGACACCUCUUCUGUCUCUAUAUCAUGUCUAAGUACCUCAGCACCGACUCACCAUUCCUCAAACAGGUGUUGUCAGAACCCUGGAGGUUGUCCACUAGUCAGACUCCUCAACAGCAGCUCAACAUGGUUGACAUAAAGAAGUUUCCCAGAUACGUGGGCGCGGGGGGGGGGUUCGGCCCUGUGGCUGAUGACGGCUAUGGCGUCUCUUACAUCAUUAUAGGAGAGAACCUGAUCACAUUCCACAUCUCCAGCAAGUUUUCCAGCCCUGAGACGGACUCGUACCGAUUUGGACUGAACAUUCGACAGGCCAUGCUGGAUAUUCGUGCGCUAUUCGACCAAAAAGACAAGAAGGAGAAGGAGAUGUGAUGAGAAGACAGUCUGGAAGGUCUUUAUAGCCUUCAUACCACAUUUUUGUGCUCUGUGACUUUACAACAUUGUUUCCCAACGGCUGGUCACGACUAGUCUCUUCUGGGUAACGACUUUAGACUGGGUUAAGUUAUAAAGCUUCUGGAUAUCUACUCAGAGAGCAGGAGGAAUUGCUUUGCAGAAGAAUACAUAUUUAAUAAAGCAUUUUCACUAUUUAUAUCAGACACUAUCCUUUCUAUAAAAGGGCAGUGAAUUUUGAGUAUAGUUUUGAACCGAUUCUGGCAAGAGCAAUGGAGCACAUAAUGCCUUGGUGGCCAUAUAGAACUAUUAUUAAUCUGAUUUUGAUUGUAGUAGGAUAUAUGAAUGUAGCCUUGUAAGGAUAGGCCACUCAUCUGUUUAGAGAGAGGUCAUAGUAUUUGCUUCUGAUUGUAAUAUGUGUACACUUGUAUAUACCAUUGUUUUGAGUAUUUUAAGUGUUGUAAUAUAUAAGGUUGUAAAUCGGAAUCUGUUAUGCUUAUGUAUUUGUGUUUAUUAGUAUAUUAUAAUAAAGGAUAUGUUGAUUGUU
Molecule: messenger RNA, 3181 nt
Organism: Oncorhynchus nerka (sockeye salmon)
Lineage: Eukaryota; Metazoa; Chordata; Actinopteri; Salmoniformes; Salmonidae
Product: carnitine O-palmitoyltransferase 1, liver isoform-like
Exons: 20
Coding region: 208-2616 (802 amino acids)
Biological process (GO): carnitine metabolic process; long-chain fatty acid transport; fatty acid metabolic process
Cellular component (GO): mitochondrion
Molecular function (GO): carnitine O-palmitoyltransferase activity
Source: RefSeq, a predicted model, not a curated record